AUGGAGUCCGGCGGGGCCCAGAGCUGCCCCGGCACCUGCCUGGCCUUCAGCCGCACCCGCAAGGGGCUGGUGCUCAUCGGCGAGAUCGUGCUGUGCCUGCUGGCCCUCAUCUGCUUCGGCGCGUCGCGCUCGGGCUACGCGGGGCUGGCGGCCGUGGAGCUCGUGUUCGCCGCGCUGGUGCUGCUGGCCUGGAGCUGCCGCCUGCCGCCACGGCUGCCGCUGCUGCACUGGGGCUGGACCGUGAGCGUUUUGGGGUGA
This is a messenger RNA of Sturnus vulgaris (Common starling), 258 nucleotides long. The record is from RefSeq and is a predicted model, not a curated record. NCBI's taxonomy places the organism in Eukaryota, Metazoa, Chordata, Aves, Passeriformes, Sturnidae.